CUUGAUACUCCGAAAUACCUACAUUCCGGCCAUACAGCCGCAGUUGUUGAUCUCGAUUAUUCUCCUACCGGUCAAGAGAUUGUGUCCGGUUCUUUCGAUCGAUCUGUCCGGAUAUUCCGCGCCAAUGAGUCGAGGAGCAGGGAUAUAUACCACACAAAACGCAUGUCAAAUGUGCUUUCUGUAUUGUGGUCAAUGGACAAUAAGUUUGUACUUUCUGGUAGUAAUGAGAUGAAUGUUAGGGUGUGGAAAGCAAAAGCGGCGGAAAAACUUGGCCCGCUCGCACCUCGUGAGAAAGCAGCAUUUGCCUAUAGUGAGAAACUUCGUGAUCAGUUCAAGGAGCACCCAGAAAUUCGACGGAUUGCUCGACACAGAAAUGUGCCGAAAAGUAUACUUCAUGCGAGCCGUGAACAUGCGGCCAUUCGCGCGUCUCAGUCACGGAAGGAAUUCAAUCGUAGAAAAGCUGAAGGGAUCAAAGAUGACGAAGUGGAGUUUGUACCGCAAGUCAAGAAAUCUAUGGUCAAAAAGAGUGCGGAGCCGUUAUAA
Molecule: messenger RNA, 543 nt
Organism: Strongylus vulgaris
Lineage: Eukaryota; Metazoa; Nematoda; Chromadorea; Rhabditida; Strongylidae
Source: the annotation of a GenBank genome assembly